AUGGCGACACGCGUCGUCGAUAGCUUCCAGCUCCAGCGCGUCAACGAGCGGCCGAAAGACGGCCCAGACCGCGGUGACAAACGCACAGCGGAGCAGAAGAUGUUCGUAACGUUACGUCUCGGGAGCGCAGCAGACGGGGCAGCCUUGGGCGUCGUCGCCAAGGAAGUCGAGUCGGGUGCGAACCGCGACGGCCCCAGCACGGUGCGGUACAUGAAGUCGGCGUAG
Molecule: messenger RNA, 225 nt
Organism: Saprolegnia parasitica CBS 223.65
Lineage: Eukaryota; Oomycota; Saprolegniomycetes; Saprolegniales; Saprolegniaceae
Exons: 2
Coding region: 1-225 (74 amino acids)
Source: RefSeq, a predicted model, not a curated record